ACUUUGAUGCUAACCUGUUGCUAACCAUGACUGCCCGAGCUGUCAUGGCUCCCGGCAACGCGAUGAAGGAAAGCGAAACAGACGAAGAAUAUCUCAUAUCUAUGGCAAGAAAUUGUCAGAAGCAUGAUCCGUAUUUUACAAAGUCUUGGAUUUUAACGGCAAAGAUGUUGUUUCCAGACAAUUUCGGAAUCCAAUAUGAAGCAUAUUGCUUGGCCAAGGACAAUUCGAACAUUAAGGAGGCUUCGAGCUACCUUGAGGAUAUGUUCAGAAAGUUCCUCACUGAACAUCGCCUCUGGGAAGAAGUCUACAAGAUUGCUAACGCUCUUCGAGCAGACUCGCUCGAUGCAGAAGGUGUUUUCUUGAGAGACAUGUUUUCCCAUCUACCAACAGCCUCACAGCAUGACAUCUUACUUUCAGUAGCAGAGCAUUGCAUGGACACUGCUGAGCAUUGCCGUCUGAUGCUUCUGCUCCUGCGGAAAUUCCCGGAGAAAGUUGUGGAACAUGGUGUGAAGCUGAUUGACACAUUGCAGAUGGCUGAAAAACAUGGUCACUGUCAAACUCCACUAAACCAGUUCAGGAAAUUGUUGGUUUGUGAUGUGGCACCACUUGUUUUGAAGCUUGGUGUAGACCUUCCCAUCAAACAAAUGUACAGACUUAUCCACAAGUGUAUAGAGUUCUAUACCGUGUACAUACAUGCACCGAACAAAGCCAAGCUCGACCUCUCUAUGAAGCUGAGCCCAGAGGCCGAGGCCGGCAGCCCCGAGGCCGACCUGUGGCGGCAGCUGCUGUCUUUCGUGGGCCUGGCCAGCCACAGGCUCCACUGGGAGCUGGCAGACCUGGUGUCGGAGCCCGGGUCGGCCGGCGUGUCAGACUCCCAGUGGCAGAGACUCCAUUCUUUGGUGCUGAGCAGGCCCAACCCUGGAGUGGACUACCCAGGUCCCCAGGAGGCAGAGGAGGCGCUGGCCAGCCGCCAAAAGCAGGUCUUCUACUGCACAGUUGUGCUCUUUCUUCAUGCACUCUACAACUACGGAAGGCACAUAAAUCCUUCAUGGUUCCCAGGAUCUUCGAGUGAAGUUCAGUGUAUUCUUUUGGAAGGAGCCAGGUGGACCAACGUGCCAACAGAUCAGCCAAAGCACAAGAAAAGAAAGCUGGAUGCUGAUGGGAAAGACAUGGAGCCUCCAACAUUGACAGUGAGCAAGUGCAUUCCUACAGAGGCAGCGGUAGUUCUCACCCAAAGCUUUCUAACUGCCAUCAGGUGCUGGUCGAUCCUGCAGUUUCUAAAGAAAGACCUGUCCCGGCUGUCACAACAGAUCCGCAUGGAAGAGUGGCCUUGGUUUCAGUCCUUUCUUGUAGAGUCUCUCAUCUACCAGGACCUUCACAAGGAAGCAAUUGCAAAACUGUACCAAGCUGCUGAAGUCACAAAGGAUCCAACAGUAAAGAUCAAGGUGAACCUACAGUUGGCAAGCUGCUUUCAUUCUCUGGGUGAAUUUUCAGCUGCCUGCUCCAAGCUCCUUGAUGUGGUCUGUUCGCUCCCUGAGACUUCUGUUGCUCCUCCCCCCGCCGCCUCUGCUUACCACCCAGCCGAAGCCCUACACAGGAAGUCCGAUCGCAAGCUUGUGUUUGCUUGCUACGACAGAGGAGAAAUUCUGCGUUUCUGCAUGAAGUCGCUAAUCACAUGCUUCAAGGAAAAGGUGUUGAUGCAGUUCACUAAAGACGACCUAGCCCUGGGGCACCUCAUCGUAAUGACCCAGUAUGACUGGCCCGAGGAAGAGCAGCUUUUCUUGAAACUCCUCGAGAUCAUCAAGAAGCAGGGCAGCUUUUGCUAUGGGCUGUUCUUUAACUACAUCAUCAAUGCGGACAUGCUUGAAGAAUUCAUGUACAUUACCACGAGCAACGGGGGUGGGGUCACUUUGGAUCUGUUGCCUACCUCCACCAGUCAGGUUGGGAGGCAGAGAGCAGUUACUCGAGGAGUGAACAAGGGUGCCAAGGAGGACCUGAAGCUGGCCAUGGAGAAGCAGAUGAUGCGCUGCGAGGACGACAUGGAACAGCUCGUGGUGCACUUCUUCAAGCAGGAGCGGGACUUGCUCCAGCAGCAGCUGUAGCACCUACCACCUCGGCAGGCCCUCUCGUCUCGUGCUGCACCCUUCGCUGCACCGCGACAGGUUGGAAACGCGGGCCAUGUGCAGCGUGCAGGUGCAGCACCCGCGCUCUGGGUGCUGUUCGAAUAAAAGCGGAAGGUAAACCAAA
This is a messenger RNA of Ixodes scapularis (black-legged tick), 2247 nucleotides long. It is a transcript of the gene IntS10, whose product is annotated as integrator complex subunit 10. The record is from RefSeq and is a predicted model, not a curated record. Bases 27 to 2102 code for a protein of 691 amino acids. The transcript is spliced from 20 exons. Gene Ontology annotation, biological process: snRNA processing. Gene Ontology annotation, cellular component: integrator complex. NCBI's taxonomy places the organism in Eukaryota, Metazoa, Arthropoda, Arachnida, Ixodida, Ixodidae.